Molecule: messenger RNA, 1041 nt
Organism: Impatiens glandulifera
Lineage: Eukaryota; Viridiplantae; Streptophyta; Magnoliopsida; Ericales; Balsaminaceae
Product: thaumatin-like protein 1
Exons: 3
Coding region: 78-1001 (307 amino acids)
Biological process (GO): defense response
Cellular component (GO): extracellular region
Source: RefSeq, a predicted model, not a curated record
CAACUGCCCUUUACUUUCUCUCUCUAUCUCUAGCUCUCAUUAAUCUCAAAUCUCACAUCAAGCUUUUCCAUCUCCAUAUGAACUUCAUCUUCUUAAUCACUCUCUUUUCAUUUGCUUUUCCCAGAGUGAUUUCCGGAGCUACAUUUACAUUAAUAAACAGAUGUCAUUACACCGUUUGGCCCGGAAUUCUAGGAACUUCUAAACUGGAUUCCACCGGUUUCGAACUACUUCCAGGUGGAUUACGCUCCAUAAAUGCUCAACCCGGUUGGUCCGGCAGGUUCUGGGCUCGAACCGGCUGCAAUUUCGACCCAAUAACAGGUCAAGGAGCCUGUACAACCGCCGACUGCGGCUCCAACCAAGUUGAAUGCAACGGUGCCGGAGCAAAACCUCCGGCGACCUUAGCAGAGUUCACAGUCGGGUCAAACGGGGCACAAGAUUUCUACGACGUGAGUUUAGUCGACGGUUAUAAUUUGCCGAUGAUGGUUCAGGCGAACGGUGGGACCGGCGGCGGGUGUGGGUCGACCGGGUGUAUAACUGAUUUGAACCGGAUGUGUCCGAAUGAGUUAAGGGUUGGUGACGGUUUGGCAUGUAGGAGUGCUUGUGAGGCGUUUGGUAAACCGGAGUAUUGUUGUAGCGGCGAGUUUGGGUCGCCGGAGACUUGUCGUCCUUCGCCUUAUUCGGAGAUUUUUAAGUCGGCGUGUCCAAGGUCGUAUAGUUACGCGUACGACGAUGCCACCAGUACUUUUACAUGUACCGGAGCUGAUUAUUUAAUCACGUUUUGUCCCACGUCAUCUCCGAGUCAAAAAUCAACAAAUUCUUCUACACCGGUUACGAAUAAUGGAGCACCCGUAAUAGUAGAUGGGUCAGGACCCGGGUCGACGAGUAGUCCAAAUUGGGACAACGGGGGAUCUUGGAUGCCAAAUUUUGUGAUGGAAGGGGGUUCAUUAAAGAUGAUUCCAAAUUUUAUUACAUUUGUAGUCUUAUUUUUGUAUUACUUGUAGCAAUUUUAUGGACAUUUUUCUCUCCAUUUAAUGUAAAGAC